Molecule: messenger RNA, 2567 nt
Organism: Calliphora vicina (urban bluebottle blowfly)
Lineage: Eukaryota; Metazoa; Arthropoda; Insecta; Diptera; Calliphoridae
Gene: Mer
Product: ezrin/radixin/moesin family protein merlin
Exons: 5
Coding region: 338-2299 (653 amino acids)
Biological process (GO): regulation of cell shape; regulation of hippo signaling; regulation of gliogenesis
Cellular component (GO): cytoskeleton; adherens junction; filopodium
Molecular function (GO): integrin binding; actin binding
Source: RefSeq, a predicted model, not a curated record
UAGAAAUUUUGACAAUUGUAUAAGAUUGUUGUUGUUUUAAUUAAUUUUAUUUUUAGUUUUUAAUGUAAUAGAAAAAGUUUUGUUUUCCUACUACAUAUUACAAUAAACAUUAAAUUAUAGUAUAAAAUUUUGUAAAUUCCAUUAUUGUUAUGCAAUAAAAACAUCAGUGCCUUAUUUAUGAACAACAAUUAAUGUGCCUUGAAAAGUAUGCUGCGCCAGCAUAAAAAAAUCUAUUAUAAACAAUAAAAAUAAAAUCGAAUCGAUCAUAAAAAUACCUUAAAAUCCCCCGGGAAUGUUUAAGCGAGUGUGUUUAAAAUAAACACAAGCACAAGUCUCGAUGAAAAUGAGCCCAUUUCGUAGCAAAAAACCACGGGUUUUCCCUGUUAAGGUCAUCACCUUUGAUUCGGAACUAGAAUUCGAAUUAGAACAGAGGGCCAGUGGUCAAGACCUAUUCGAUUUGGUAUGUCGUACGAUCGGUUUGCGAGAAUAUUGGUAUUUCGGUCUACAAUAUGUCGACACACGCUGUAAUGUUACCUGGCUAAAAAUGGAUAAAAAAGUCAAAGAUCAACGCAUUCAAUUGCAACCAAAUGGCUUUUAUGUUUUCAGUUUCUAUGCGAAAUAUUUUCCAGAGAAUGUCAGCGAAGAACUGAUACAAGAGAUAACACAACAUUUAUUCUUUUUACAAGUAAAACAAAGCAUACUCUCCAUGGAUAUUUAUUGUCGUCCAGAAGCUUCUGUUCUGCUGGCAUCGUAUGCUGUCCACGUACAAUAUGGUCCAUAUGAUUCGGAAACAUACAAGGACGGCAUGUUACAGGGUGUGGAUUUAUUACCAAAGGGCGUUACGGAUCAGUAUCAAAUGACACCAAAAAUGUGGGAGGAACGUAUAAAAACCUGGUAUAUGGAUCAUGAACCAAUGACACGAGAUGAAGUUGAAAUGGAAUACUUGAAAAUUGCACAAGACCUAGAUAUGUACGGUGUCAAUUACUUCCCCAUUACUAAUAAAAAUAAAACUAAGCUUUGGCUCGGUGUCACUGCAGUAGGACUCAAUAUUUACGAUUAUCACAAUAAAUUAACACCGAAAACGACAUUUCAGUGGAAUGAAAUACGACAUGUGAGCUUUGAUGAUAAGAAAUUUACCAUACGAUUAGUGGAUGCAAAAGUAUCCAGUUUUAUAUUUUAUUCACAAGAUUUACACAUAAAUAAAAUGAUACUGGAUCUUUGCAAAGGCAAUCAUGAUUUGUACAUGAGACGUCGUAAGCCUGACACAAUGGAAAUACAACAAAUGAAAGCUCAAGCCAAGGAAGAGAAACAGCGGAGACAAAUUGAACGUACAAAGUUUUUGCGAGAGAAAAAAUUACGAGAAAAAGCUGAACAGGAUCGUUAUGAACUGGAAAGUCGUUUGGAACGUCUUCAAGAUGAUAUGCGCAUGGCUAGUGAUGCUUUGCGCCGUUCCGAAGAAACUAAAGAAUUGUACUUCGAAAAAAGUCGUGUCAAUGAAGAGCAAAUGCAAUUGACUGAAUGCAAGGCGAAUCAUUUCAAGAGUGAAAUGGAUCGCUUGCGUGAACGCCAAAUGAAAAUUGAGCGUGAAAAAAUGGAGCUUGAAAAGAAAAUUCGAGAUGCAGACUUCUACGUACAUCAGCUCACAGUGGAAAAGGAUAAACGUGAAGCUGAAGCAGAAAAACUUAAAAAAGAACUUAUUUGUGCCAAACUAGCAGAACGAGAAGCCACGGCUCGUCUAUUAAAUUUCCUAAAUCGUGGCCGUAAAAAUUCACAGGACAGUAUGCUGCCACCAAACAUAACCGUCAAUUCGUCGUCGAGUUCCAGUAACAAUAUUGCCGCCUCUGUCAGCACUCCUUCGCUGACAAAUAGUAAUUCUACUGCCGAUAUUAAUGAAUCAGUUGGUGGUGUUGAAUUGACCACAAACGAUUUAAAUAAUCUGAAUCAGGGAGGAGGUGGCGAUUUAGGUGUAGGAGUAGUUGUAAAUGAAGUUGCAGACGAUGACUCGGAAAAUGACGAUUUCGAAACAAAAGAAUUCAUUUUAACCGACAGCGAAAUGGAACAAAUCACAAACGAAAUCGAACGAAGUCGUCUAGAGUAUUUGAAAAAACACAAACAAGUGCAGAAUCAAUUACAAACGUUGAGAUCUGAAAUUGAACUUUUAAAGAUCGAGGAAAACCAAACAAAUCUUGAUAUUUUAAGUGAGGCACAAUUGAAGGCCGGAGAAACGAAAUAUUCCACAUUGAAGAAGUUAAAAUCUGGCUCAACUAAAGCCCGCGUUGCUUUCUUCGAGGAAUUGUAAAUUAUUGGUUUCGUAAGUGCUUUUUUAUAAUCAUAUGCAUAUCGAAUGUAAAAGGAGGAGCUGGUGCUCUUUUUCAAACUAUUAAAAAUCACACACAAAUGUAUACCAUAAUUUAAGCCUGUGUUGCAUCACAAAAAUUAAUAUUACAUAGUACAUAGGGAGUACAUACAUAUAAACAAAAUUUUGUUUAUUAUAAAUUUAAAUGAUAUUUAUAGAGAUUAAGGAUAACCAAAAUAAAAUCUACAGCAAAUUAAGUUAAUUUUAAAAA